Adelges cooleyi (spruce gall adelgid) is the source of this 2115-nucleotide messenger RNA. RefSeq names its product 18S rRNA aminocarboxypropyltransferase. Bases 142 to 867 code for a protein of 241 amino acids. Gene Ontology annotation, molecular function: rRNA small subunit aminocarboxypropyltransferase activity. Lineage: Eukaryota; Metazoa; Arthropoda; Insecta; Hemiptera; Adelgidae. The record is from RefSeq and is a predicted model, not a curated record. Gene Ontology annotation, biological process: maturation of SSU-rRNA. The transcript has 5 exons.
UGCCAAGUUUUUUUUUCAAAAAUAUUUUUAUUUUUUAUGAUAGAUAGAAAUAAUAAAAAAUAUGAAAUAAGAAUUUACUUAUUAAAAUACCAACUAGCUUACUCGUCGAUACUCCAACAUUAAUUUAAUCAUUUAAGUGAAAUGGCUUCCGCCAGUAAAAAUUACGAGGGAAACGAAGAGAAAGAACUUAGUGAGAAUUUAUCCAACGUAAAUAUUGAUCAGGACAGUUCUGAAGAAUAUACCAAUUCAGAUGAUGACAGCGAUAGUGACACAUCAGUAGAAUUGGAAGUACCGUUUAAAGUUGGCAUGUGGGAUUUAAAACAAUGUGAUCCUAAACGGUGUACUGGUAGAAAAUUAAUGAGAAUGGAUAUGAUCGAUAAACUUGGAAUGUCGGCAAUGUUCAAUGGCAUUGUCCUAUCACCCGUAGCUACUGAAAGCGUAUCGGCUAAAGACAGUACCAUUUUAUCAAAAUAUGGAGUGGCUGUUGUCGACUGUUCAUGGGCACGUCUUCAGGAAACACCAUUUCACAAAUUACAGCAUAGAAAAGCCAAGAAAAAUCUCAGGCUAUUGCCGUAUUUAGUUGCCGCUAAUCCGGUGAACUAUGGGCAUCCAAGUAAACUGUCUUGCGUAGAAGCAUUGGCUGCAGCCAUGUAUAUAGCCGGGUUUAAAGAAAUCGGAGAUUUAUACAUGUCUAAAUUUAAUUGGGGACCAACAUUUAUACGACUAAACCAAGAGUUGUUAGAUGGCUAUGCCAAAUGCCAGGAUGGCAAAGAAAUUGUUCUAUUUCAAAAUCAAUAUUUAGAUACACUUGAUAACGGACGCCAAUAUUCCGACAGCAGUUCAUCCAGCGAGUCUAGCGAUGACUGAACUACUGACUACUACUACAUAAACUUUUUAUAUUAUAUCGUUUAUAAUAUCAUUUAAAAUUGUUUAGGUUUAGUACAACUUACACAGACAAAGACUGAUUUGUGAACUCAAUAUUUUAUAAAAAAAAGUUUGUAUGAGGGGUUCUGUUCAACAAAAGAAAAUUAAGUAUAAAAAAAGUUUUACUUUGUAACUUUUAACAAAACGUAUAAUUUUUACUUUGCCAACUAGUAUUCUAAAAACAAAAAAAUAAUGCAUUUUUUAGUUUCAAAUAUAAAAUACCAAUUUAAGACAGUACUAUUUACCAUUAAUGUCACAAUUAUUUACCUAUUUUAGGAUAUAUAUAAAAUAAUAAAAAUUUUUUGAGUUGAUUGGACGGACUGCUUAUAGAAACUGUAUAUAUUUGAUAAAUAUUGGUACUCUUUUCAUAAAAAUGAAUGCCCAUAGUAGAUCUUAUUAUUAAUAAAUAUAGACAAUUUUUAAUGCAUCCAAUGUAUAAGCGGAAAAAUUACCUUAUUUCAGAUUACAAUGGUUUUAAUAAUUAUAAAAUAUGUAUAUAUAUAUCAUUAAUGGUAAUGUGUUAAAAAACACAAUUUACUUAAUAAAAUAUGAACUAAUCUAAAUAUUACAAAAAUUCAAAGAUAAUCAUGUUGAAGCUAGUCGACAAUUUCACACACAAUCAGUAUUUUUAAUUAUAUAAAUGGUGUAGGUAACCAAUACUAAUUACAAAUGAUUCAUGUGCUAGUAUUUGAAUGCAAAAAUAAAACAGAUAAAAUAAUUAUUACAAAUUAUUAAUGUCAAUACAAAAUGAAAAGGUAGAUUACUAAUUAAUGUAAAAAAAAAUGAAUUAAAACACAAAAUGUAAGGGAACAGUCGUACUCUUAAUUAUUUCACAAUAUAUAUAUGUAUAUACUACUUUACGCUUCAUCUUGUUCUUCGUCCUCCUCCUCACCUUCUUCUUCUCCGUCUUCUUCCUCCUCUUCAUCCUCAUCCUCCUCUUCAUCUUCUUCUUCGCCAGCAGCCAGUUCAGCUUCUUCAUCUUCCAAUUCUUUUUUAGCUGCUGCUUCUACUUCAGGAUCUCUAAAAAUUUUAAUUUAUUAGUUAGAUACAGUAAUAUCAUGUUGAAAAACUGACUUACUUUUCUAUUUUAUCUUUGUAAAAUUCUAUUAUGUGUUCUUUACGAGUUUGCUGUAUAAAUGAUACCGGAGCAGAAUAGUAUUGCUCUUUAACAUUGGAUCCCCAUCCGGAAUA